This is a messenger RNA of Octodon degus (degu), 2354 nucleotides long. Its product is annotated as zinc finger protein 264-like. Gene Ontology annotation, cellular component: nucleus; ribosome. Gene Ontology annotation, biological process: translation; regulation of transcription by RNA polymerase II; central nervous system development. The coding region runs from base 1 to 2175 and encodes 724 amino acids. The record is from RefSeq and is a predicted model, not a curated record. NCBI's taxonomy places the organism in Eukaryota, Metazoa, Chordata, Mammalia, Rodentia, Octodontidae. Gene Ontology annotation, molecular function: RNA polymerase II cis-regulatory region sequence-specific DNA binding; structural constituent of ribosome; DNA-binding transcription factor activity, RNA polymerase II-specific. The transcript is spliced from 5 exons.
AUGGCCACUCGCACCGAGAAGGUCGGCACUGUCGGUAAGUACGGGACUCGCUGUGGUGCCUCCCUCCGGAAAAUGGUGAAGAAGAUUGAAAUCAGCCAGCGCGCCAAGUGCAGCUGCUCCUUCUGUGGCAAGAGCAGGAGAAAGAGGCGCGCCGUGGGGCUCUGGCCCUGUGGCUCCUGCGCCAAGGCCGCGGCUGGUGGCGCCUGGACCUGCAACACGGCCUCUGCCGUCCCAGAAGGGCUGCGGGCCGGGAAAGCCUCUGCUCGGACCACGGCUGUGUCGGCUGUGUCGAGCUGCUUCUCCGAGGCGGCGUCCGUCCCGGGCGCAGAGCCCUGCUGCGGGGGCUGCCCCGGCCCGGAGCCCGCGAAGCGGCCGGCCGGCCUCCAGCCCGCGGCUCGGGCCCUCCGCCCCGAGCAGAGGACCUUGUACCAGGAGGUGAUGCUGGAGAACUGCGGGCUCCUGGUCUCCCUUGGGUGUCCUGUUCCCACGCCGGAGCUGAUGCAGCGGCUGGAGCAGGGGCAGCAGCCGUGGCCGGUGAGGCUGGGUGACAGUGGAAAAACCAAGACCGCAGAACCCGCCACCUCUGAGCCAGCCUUGUGUGAGGAAGCCUGCCUUCAGGGACAGUUGACACCUGGAGCCGUGGGUCAGGGUGGCCCAUCAGACAGACAGGAAGGACUCUGGGAGGCAGAGGUGCAGGCCCUGGGGGAGAAGCUUCCUGGGAGGCUGAACCUGGGUUCUGAAGGCGUAGGGACGGAUGACAGCAUGUGUCUGAGGACUGUGGAGGAGCAGGUCCCCGUAGGAGAUGCUGUGCCCGACCUUGCAGCGCUCAGCCCAGGGAGAGACGCCGUGCCUGAGGAGGAGGGGGAAGCCGCCUUCAGGUGCGGCGAGUGUGGGAAGGUGUUUAACAAGAAGCGCCUGCUUGCUGGCCACGAGAAGAUCCACUCUGGGGUGAAGCCCUACGAGUGCGCGCAGUGCGGGAAGACCUUCAGCAAGAGCACGCACCUGCUGCAGCACCACAUGGUCCACACGGGCGAGCGGCCCUACGAGUGCCUGCAGUGCGGCAAGGCCUUCAACCGCAAGUCCUACCUCUCCCAGCACCAGCGCAUCCACAGCGGGGAGAAGCCCUACACGUGCGGCCAGUGCGGCAAGGCCUUCACCCACCGCUCCAAUUUCGUCUUGCACAGCCGGCGGCACUCGGGGGAGAAGUCCUUCGUGUGCACGGAGUGUGGGCAGGUCUUCCGACACCGGGGUGGCUUCCUCAGACACUACGUAGUGCACGCCGGCGAGAACCCCUACGAGUGCUUCGAGUGCGGCCAGGUCUUCAAGCACAGGUCGUACCUGCUGUGGCACCAGCAGGCGCACACGGGGAAGAAGCCCUACGAGUGCAGCGAGUGCGGCAAGGUCUUCCUGGAGAGCGCAGCCCUCAUCCACCACUACGUCAUCCACACUGGGGAGAAGCCCUUCGAGUGCCUGGAGUGCGGCAAGGCCUUCAACCACCGCUCGUACCUCAAGAGGCACCAGCGCAUCCACACCGGGGAGAAACCCUACGUGUGUGGCGAGUGCGGGAAGGCCUUCACCCACUGCUCCACCUUCAUCUUGCACAAAAGGGCCCACACUGGAGAAAAGCCCUUCGAGUGCAAGGAGUGUGGGAAAGCCUUCAGCAACCGGGCAGACCUCAUCCGCCACUUCAGCAUCCACACGGGGGAGAAGCCCUACGAGUGCACAGAGUGUGGCAAGGCCUUCGCGCGCAUGUCUGGCCUCACCCGGCACAAGCGGAUCCACAGCGGGGAGAAGCCUUUCGAGUGCAUCGAGUGUGGGAAGACCUUCUGCUGGAGCACCAACCUCAUCCGACACGCCAUCAUCCACACAGGAGAGAAGCCCUACAAGUGUGGCGAGUGUGGAAAGGCCUUCAGCCGCAGCUCCUCGCUGUCUCAGCACCAGCGCAUGCACACAGGGAGAGGCCCAGCCAGGGCUGGGGAGAAGGGCCGGCCUUUCACGGUCGUCCACACCUCCGUGACCCUCCGGGAGCUCCUUAUGGAGAAAGACUUCACGAAUGUAAGCCCUGUGGGUUCCCUCUCACCACAGGACAGAGCUUCCUCAGCCCCCACCCCUCACACCAAAGAACAGCCCCAUAAGUAUCUGCACUGUGAGGGCGCCACUGCGUCUCUGACUUGAGUAGAAAUGGGCCCAUCCUAGAGCCUUACCCUCCUCUGGAUCCAUCCAGGAGAGACCAGGGGAUUGUGUGCACAAGGGACAAUCUGCAGCUACGUUUUCUCCACAGUUUACAAUGCAGUGUUAUCUCAGGAAUUAUUCUUUUUUUUUUCUUUCGGAACUGGGGAUUGAACUCAGGCCCC